AUGAAGGGCCAUUUGAAUUCUUUAAAUGAUGGUGCCCAAUCGGCUUUUAUUACAGGUCAGAAGAUUAUGGAUAAUAUUCUUAUGGCUCAUGAGUUGGUGUCAGGUUACCAAACUAGGGAAGGGCCUCCGAGAUGCGCGUUUAAAAUCGACAUCAAGAUGGCUUACGAUACGGUGGACUCGCAAUUCCUUCUUACUAAGCUUAUGGGAAUGCGGUUCAAGCUGGUUUUGGUCAAAUGGAUAAAGGAGAUGGUUUCAACUCCUUAUUCGCAUGUGAUUAAUGGUAAUACGUACAGGUUUUUUCAUGGGGGAAGGGGGCUAAGGCAAGGGGAUCCGUAA
Messenger RNA from Cynara cardunculus var. scolymus (artichoke), 336 nucleotides. RefSeq lists its product as uncharacterized. The transcript has a single exon. The coding region runs from base 1 to 336 and encodes 111 amino acids. NCBI's taxonomy places the organism in Eukaryota, Viridiplantae, Streptophyta, Magnoliopsida, Asterales, Asteraceae. The record is from RefSeq and is a predicted model, not a curated record.